Venustampulla echinocandica is the source of this 2145-nucleotide messenger RNA. RefSeq lists its product as uncharacterized. The transcript has a single exon. Bases 1 to 2145 code for a protein of 714 amino acids. Lineage: Eukaryota; Fungi; Ascomycota; Leotiomycetes; Helotiales; Pleuroascaceae. The record is from RefSeq and is a predicted model, not a curated record.
AUGGCUGAUCCAGCGAGCCAAAACUUGCUCCCUUGCCACAACCCUGUCCCGCGUGACUCCCAGUCUCAUCCCGAGCUACCCACGACAUUUAGAUCACCUCCCUCACCACCACCACCGCCCUUCACUCAUCCACCAUCUAUCCAAAACCCGAGAAAACUAGUUUCCCAAAUACCUUUAUCCAUCGAAUCAGAAUUAUCAAAAUCACCAACCCCCCCAAAACCCAAACGCUUAAACAGUGAUCUCAGCAGCCUCGACCACUUCUGGCAUUAUUGGAAAUGGGAGACAGCAUCAGGUUUCUUAGUCCUGGCAACUCCGUUCAUAAUUGUUGCUACGAUCUACCCUCACGCAGGAGACCCGCUUCCAGAAUGGCCCUUCCGGAUUUCCAUCAACACUCUCCUGUCGAUAUAUACGGUGGUCUUCAAAGCCUGUAUCGCUUUCAUAAUUGCAUCCUGUAUUGGACAGCUCCAAUGGAUUUGGUUCUCAUCCGCCCGACCGCUUUACGAUUUAGUUCGAUAUAGCAAUGCUGGAAAUGGCCCUUGGGGGUCAUUACAGCUGCUCUGGGCACAACACAUCAAGCAGCCGUUGACUGCAUUUGGGGCUUUGAUAUUGAUCGCUUCCGUACUCGUUGAUCCUUUUACCCAGCAGCUCAUUUCGCCGAUUAGUUGUAGCAUGCACCUUCCUACACAAACCGCAACUUUACCUCGUACUAACAUCUGGCAUGGAGAGUUUCUCUCACCAGAUGUUCGUCCCGUAUUAAAUACAACAUUAGACUCGGUAGUCUACGACCCAGGGAAGUUUAUGUCAUGGAAAUGCGCAACAGGCAACUGCAACUUCACAGAACCCUACGGAACUGUUGCAUAUUGCAGCUCUUGCGAGGACGUUUCUAUGAAGCUCGUUUUCGACCAAACGUGUAAGCCAAACAACAACGGCUCAGCAUCCCAAAGUUUCGGAAUCUGCCCAGAUAAUGGGGCUUUAACCUUAUCAUCAGGCCUAGCCACCCAAUUCGCGGGCGUUACCGGGUGGGCUAAUAUGACUUUCAACCAUACGAAUAAGAUUAUGCUUACCGCGGGAGUACAAGAAAUAGAUUAUCGGUUAGCUAACGAUGAGUGGGGUAUAAGGCCUGGAGUUAAAUCCAUCAUCGUUGCCGGCAAGACGACCGCUUCGGUACAGAAGUCAAACCUCACCGCGGGACAACUUCUUUCAGAUUGCGACAAUAUAGACACGUGGCGCUGUCGAGGAUACGGCGCUGCUAUUUGUACACUGAUGCCCUGUGUAAGACUAUACCAGGGUUCUAUAAUCAACGGCGAGUUGACUGAGCGCUUGGUUUCGACAUCUGGCUCGCUCCCUUGGGGCGGAGACACUUCUCCACCGAUACACCCGCGAGGUAUGCUUGAUACCAACUGCACAUCACCAGAAGAUAAUAGCAGACUUCAGAAGCUGGGGUACAAUGUUAGCAAUACUUCCUCGCAAUGGCUCCCCGUUGGUUCACAGUCUUUUAGUAGGGACCAAUCUUUGAGAUCCUCAUUGAUAUAUCGGAAUUGUUUGUAUGAGAUGGGACAAUUAGAAACUAGUAUAGAGCCGACGUUAAAGUCGAGCCUAGAAGCCGACAUCUAUGCUGGUUCUAUACAGGGGAUGUUAAAUCCUUCGAUGACGUUCUAUGGUCACUUUCGUGGACCGCAGUUAUUCCAAGAGAUCUUGAACAAUGGGAAUAUGGACUUCGAACGGAUUGAUAGCACAUACAGCAAUAUUUCGAAUAGUUUGACGGCAUGGAUGCGAACACACAGCAGCGAUGGGCCGAGCGAUGGGCCUCGUCAAGAUGCGAUUGGGGAGGUGCUUCAGCUUGCAACUUGCAUCCAUGUUAGAUGGUGGUGGUUUGCGUAUCCAGCGGCACUUUCUUUCUCUACUCUUGUUUUGUUGACGUUGGUAGUUAUCAACACUGCGAGGCAAAAGACGCCUGUUUGGAAGGCGUCGCCGUUGGCUUGGAUUAUGCGUGGUCCGGGGGGUUAUGGCACAGAUGAAUCGCUGCAAGGUACGACGGAAGCGAUGGAGCAGUGUUCCAAGUCAAUUACCGUAAGUCUGCUUAAAGGAUCUGAUCCGUUGAUUCAGAUGGUCGAUGAUAAAAAUGAAGAGAAAAGAAGGCAUUAG